Molecule: messenger RNA, 7227 nt
Organism: Talpa occidentalis (Iberian mole)
Lineage: Eukaryota; Metazoa; Chordata; Mammalia; Eulipotyphla; Talpidae
Gene: ERN1
Product: endoplasmic reticulum to nucleus signaling 1
Exons: 22
Coding region: 152-3073 (973 amino acids)
Biological process (GO): mRNA processing; protein phosphorylation; intrinsic apoptotic signaling pathway in response to endoplasmic reticulum stress
Cellular component (GO): IRE1-TRAF2-ASK1 complex
Molecular function (GO): protein serine/threonine kinase activity; ATP binding; RNA endonuclease activity
Source: RefSeq, a predicted model, not a curated record
AGGGCGGGGAAUGGGGGCGCCGCCGCCGCCUCGUCAGCUCCGUGUCGGCUGAAGCUCGGCCCCGGCGCCCUGGUCGCGGCGCCCCCGCCCGGUUCUCCGCGCGCACCGCCCCCGCCGCCGCCGGCCGGCCCGCAGCCAGGCCGCGACCGCCAUGCCGGCCCGGCUGCUGCUGCUGCUGCUGGCGCUGCUGCCGCCCGGGCCCGGGGCGUUUGCAAGUCCCAGCACCGUGACACUUCCGGAAACCUUGUUGUUCGUGUCAACCCUGGAUGGCAGUUUGCAUGCUGUGAGCAAGAGGACAGGCUCCAUCAAAUGGACUUUAAAAGAAGAUCCAGUCCUGCAGGUCCCAACACACGUUGAAGAGCCCGCCUUCCUCCCUGAUCCCAACGAUGGCAGCCUUUACACACUCGGAGGCAAGAAUAACGAAGGCCUGACGAAACUUCCCUUCACCAUCCCGGAGCUGGUACAGGCAUCUCCGUGCCGGAGUUCAGAUGGAAUUCUCUACAUGGGUAAAAAACAGGACAUCUGGUAUGUCAUCGACCUGCUGACGGGGGAGAAGCAGCAGACUCUGUCGUCGGCCUUUGCAGACAGUCUCUGCCCGUCCACCUCUCUUCUGUAUCUUGGGCGAACAGAGUACACCAUCACCAUGUAUGACACCAAAACCCGAGAGCUCCGCUGGAACGCCACCUACUUCGACUACGCUGCCUCGCUGCCGGAGGAUGACAUGGACUACAAGAUGUCCCACUUUGUGUCCAAUGGCGAUGGGCUGGUGGUGACGGUGGACAGUGAAUCUGGGGACGUCCUGUGGAUCCAGAACUAUGCCUCCCCCGUGGUGGCCUUUUACGUCUGGCAGCGGGAGGGUCUGCGGAAGGUGAUGCACAUCAACGUGGCUGUGGAGACCCUGCGCUACCUGACCUUCAUGUCCGGGGAGGUGGGGCGCAUCACCAAAUGGAAGUACCCCUUCCCCAAGGAGACGGAGGCCAAGAGCAAGCUGACGCCCACCCUGUAUGUUGGGAAGUACUCCACCAGUCUCUACGCCUCCCCCUCCAUGGUUCACGAGGGGGUCGCCGUUGUGCCCCGAGGCAGCACCCUUCCUUUGCUGGAAGGCCCCCAGACCGACGGUGUCACCAUUGGGGACAAAGGCGAGUGUGUGAUCACGCCCAGCACGGACCUAAAGUUUGACCCUGGUCUCAAAGGGAAGAACAAACUCAACUACUUGAGGAACUACUGGCUUCUGAUAGGUCACCAUGAGACCCCGCUGUCUGCAUCCACCAAGAUGCUGGAGAGAUUCCCCAACAACCUGCCCAAGCAUCGGGAAAACGUGAUUCCAGCCGACUCGGAGAAAAAGAGCUUUGAGGAGGUCAUCGACCUGGUUGGCCAGACCUCAGAGAACACACCCACCACCGUUUCUCAAGAUGUGGAGGAGAAAUUCUCUCAUGCCCCCGCCAAGCCCGAGGCCCCCGUGGACUCCAUGCUCAAGGACAUCGCCACCAUCAUCCUGAGCACCUUCCUGCUCAUCGGCUGGGUGGCCUUCAUCAUCACCUACCCCCUGAGCAUGCAUCAGCAGCAGCAGCUCCAGCACCAGCAGUUCCAGAAGGAAUUGGAGAAAAUUCAGCUCCUGCAACAGCAGCAGCUGCCCUUCCACCCACCUGGAGACUUGGCUCAGGACGCUGAGCUCCUGGACUCAUCUGGCCUCUACUCAGAGAGCUCAGCCACCAGCAGCCCCAGCACGUCACCCAGAGCCUCCAACCACUCGCUGCACUCCAGCAGCUCUGCCUCCAGAGUGGGCGCCUCCCUGGAGCAGGACGAUGAGGAUGAAGAAACCAGCAUGGUGCUGGUUGGGAAAAUUUCAUUCUGUCCCAAGGACGUCCUGGGCCAUGGAGCUGAGGGCACAAUUGUGUACCGGGGCAUGUUUGAUAACCGAGACGUGGCCGUCAAGAGGAUCCUCCCCGAGUGUUUCAGUUUCGCCGACCGUGAGGUCCAGCUGCUGCGAGAGUCGGACGAGCACCCGAACGUGAUCCGGUACUUCUGCACCGAGAAGGACCGACAGUUCCAGUACAUCGCCAUCGAGCUGUGCGCAGCCACCCUGCAGGAGUACGUGGAGCAGAAGGACUUUGCCCACCUGGGCUUGGAGCCCAUCACCCUGCUGCAGCAGACCACCUCGGGCCUGGCCCACCUGCACUCCCUCAACAUCGUUCACAGAGACCUGAAGCCUCACAACAUCCUCUUAUCCAUGCCCAAUGCACACGGUCGCAUCAAGGCCAUGAUCUCCGACUUUGGCCUCUGCAAGAAGCUGGCGGUGGGCAGACACAGCUUCAGCCGCCGUUCCGGGGUGCCCGGCACAGAAGGCUGGAUUGCUCCCGAGAUGCUGAGCGAAGACUGCAAGGAAAACCCUACCUACACUGUGGACAUCUUCUCCGCGGGCUGCGUCUUUUACUACGUGAUAUCCGAGGGCAACCACCCUUUCGGCAAGUCCCUGCAGCGGCAAGCCAACAUCCUCCUGGGCGCUUACGGUCUCGACUGCUUGCACCCUGAGAAGCACGAAGACGUCAUCGCCCGGGAGCUGAUCGAGAGGAUGAUCGCCACGGACCCUCAGAAGCGCCCCUCCGCGAAGCACGUGCUGAAACACCCCUUCUUCUGGAGCCUGGAAAAGCAGCUGCAGUUCUUCCAGGACGUGAGUGACCGAAUAGAAAAGGAGUCCCUAGACGGCCCGAUAGUGAAGCAGCUGGAGCGAGGCGGGCGAGCCGUGGUGAAGAUGGACUGGAGGGAGAACAUCACUGUCCCCCUGCAGACAGAUCUUCGUAAAUUUAGAACCUAUAAAGGCGGCUCCGUCAGAGACCUCCUCCGAGCCAUGAGAAAUAAGAAGCACCACUACCGAGAGCUCCCCGUGGAGGUGCGGGAGACACUGGGCUCCCUCCCGGACGACUUCGUGCGCUACUUCACCUCGCGCUUCCCGCACCUCCUCGCCCACACCUACCGGGCCAUGGAGCUGUGCGCCCACGAGAGACUCUUCCAGCCCUACUACUGCCACGAGCCGCCGGAGCCACAGCCCCCAAUGGCUCCAGAUGCCCUCUGAGCCCAGGCGGCCCCCGCGCCGGCGGCCCCAGUGAGACUGAGGGCCUGGUCUUCGACCAGCACAGCCCGAUGCCUCCCAGCCUAGCAGGGAGACUCGGCUUCCCAAGCAAGUGCCUUGAGCUGCCCGCUCUGCUGCCAGCAGAAGCUGGUGCUGACCUGGACGUGCAGGGGGUAACCCCUCCUGACCUGCAGGGAGCUGGGAAGAGGCUGGUGUGAAAGCUUUCCAAUCGGGGACUCUGCGCAGGAGGCUCCAUCGUGGGGGCCGCGAAAGGAGCCCCCUCUGCCUUCUCCUGGACACACUUGCUUCAGACUUAACGUUUCUUUCGACCCUUCUGUUUGACGUCAGCCUGUGGGCCUUUAAGGAGGAGAGCGGAGCAGAUCCUAAGUUGCCUGUGUGCUGGGAAAGGAGCAUCUCUGACCUAAAAACGGCCUCUGCUAGAACAGGGGUCAAGAGGUCGGGGGCUGAGGAGGAGGUGUCCUCUUGGGGGGCCUAGGGACGGAGCAUGAAGGUACCAGAAUCCCCGGGUCACUGUAGCCAGUGUGUCCUCAGGGCCCAGAGAGCACAGGGUGCGGGCAUGAUACUUCCUGCUCCAGAAGGCUCCGGUGUCUGCCGGGCUUGUAGGAACGAAGAGGACGCUCUGUUCUGGGGCAGCUGCGGCCCAGUGCACCAGUGGCCUUUGGUGGCCAUUUCGGGAUGUCUAGGAGCGUGUCAAGGCAAAAGGUCAGAAGUGCCCUGCUCUCGGGAGAGCAGCUAAGACCCAGGCAAGGGCAGGCCCUCGGACCGGAGGGGAGGAAGUUGAAUGGGGUGCCCCUGGCCACCCAGGGAGAGUCCCGGGCAGGGGGGUUGGGGAUGAUGCUCCUCAGUCCCUGGGACCAGCAGGACGGGGCCGGGGCCUGGGCGCCCAGACCAUGGUCACCACGUGCCUCGUGGCAGUCUUUUAUGUUUUUCUUGGAAGAUUUUAAUAACUUUAUAUUUUGAUCAUACCUUAGGAUGCUACGUUAGUGUGAGUAAGCUGAGCUUCACUUGCAGCUGACUUGUGAGGAGGAAUGUGACACAUCUUCUGUUUUGUGUGGUACCAAAAACCCCAUCCCCUCCAGAAAAAGUGAUCUCAUCUAGAACAUUCUCUAGUGCCGAAGAGCAAAACAUAGCAACUCUCGAUGCAGCAGACAAUUCAGAGUAAUAGUCUCUUCAUGCUGUCAAUGCCAAGCUGGUUCUUUUUUCCCCCUAAAAUUGUGGAGUACAGUAUUUAACUUUUACUUUCUGUGGAAGUUCCUGUCUCGUCUCCACUGAGAGCCUUAGUUACAUGCCAUCAGGGUGCCAGGUGCCUUCUCUAAGUGGUGGGCGGCUCAGUGUGGUUCUGUCUUGGCAGGAUGUGCCGCUCCGGACGAGGAAUGGGGUCUCGGGGUUUCCCUGGCUGACAGAGACGUCUCCCCGUCUCCUUGUGAGAGGUUUCCCGAGGCGCGCUGGUAGGGGGACGCCUUAUGGAAAGCGCCCCUCUGCCUCUGGAGACGUCAGUUCCUCCCUUUCAUUCUGCCUACAGUCACUUUUCCCUACUCCCAUGCCCUCGGUCUCAGCCUCACCAGUUACCUCACGCAGACCUGGGGCCCGGCAGCCUGGUGGGCACCACGGGUCUGCCUCGCUGCUCAUUUGUCAGGACCCGGCCGAGGGUCCCGCUCUCCCACUCCAGGACACGCAGGCGGCGCAGGCUGGACUCUGCGAGUGGGCCUGCGCCCGGCCUGGGUGGGCCCGAGGGAGCCCGGAGGUGGGUGCCUCCCGUGAGGGACGUCACAGGACUGUCCGCCCCGCGUGCCCCCGGGGCUCGGCCUCGCCCGCCCUCACUGCUGAGCGCGCUGGCCCGCAGCCAGGGGACUCCCGGCUGCCCGAUUCUGUGUCAUUUCCUUGUUUGGACGCAACUUGCCUCUGGGACUUUUUAAAAAUGCCUUUUCUGCCUGUCAUCCUUGUUUCUGACCGCCCGCCUUUCUCAAACUCAUUAUUUUAAAAACUGCAUUUUGUUUGCGCGCUUUCCAUCUGAGCCAAAGCAGGGGACUGGGCGGGGACACAGAGGUGAGCGAGACAGGCCAAACGUCUGCCUUCCUCGGAGCUUGUGGGAGAGAGAAAGGAGCACGUGAGGCAGGAGACGCAGGCGGCGGGCAGGGCUGUGCAUCUGGGGUCGGCCCCUCUUGUGUCUUGCAGUUGGCCCUUUGUCCCUGGCCUGUGCUGCUGGGUCUGCAGUGCUGGCAGGUGUCUCUGACCAGCACCCGCCUCUCAGCUGAGCUCUUUGAUCUUCGGUCUGGCCAAAGCGCCUCCUGUGGCUCCUAGAGGCCAUUGAACUUCUUAGAGGCACAUGUUCAUCCUUUUAAGGCAGAAUUUAGUUGCCGCUUCAAGAUGCCAAACUCACGAGUUACUUUAAACCUCGUGUUGAAUCUUUUUUGAAUCUGUCUUUGGCAUAAGUGCCAGAAUUUUCCCUGGUUGUCUCGAGUCUUUGUAACUUUGGUUUUUAAAGAGCUCCCCUUGUCACCUGGCCUCACGUUUGCACUUUGGGGGAACACUGGCACCACUUGGUGUAAGUCAGCAACCCCCUGAGGGGCAGAAGAAUGAAAUCCUGGGUGCAGCGUACUCCCUCUCCACGGCCCCGCUGGCAGGGAGCCAGCCGCCACGGCCUCGUCUCAGAGAGAGACGGCUCGGCCCGUUGCCUGCAGCGCGUUGGGAGAGCCACGGGUCAAAGGGCCCAGCAAAGUGUUUCCUUCCCAUCACUGCCAGGAAACGGUCCUGACCAGAGUAAAGCCUGAUCCUUUCGUCAGGUUUUACGCGGCUGCAAGUCAUGCAUCUUUGCAGUUCCUCCUCGCCCCGCACGAGAGGGGACCCGGAGCUGCCGCCACUGGCCUGACCGCUGGCCGGGGGGAGGGACCCUGCAGGGUGGGCUUUCCCCGCUUGGCCGCUGUCUGUCUGUUGAGAAGUUGGACUCGCGGCGGGUUUGGAUUUCCCGAGACCGCCCUUCUCCAUCUCUGCUCCCUGGGGCCUCAGCCUCGGGUCCUCGCGGCAGGUGCGCGGGUUCUGCGCCCCCAGCCUCGGCGCCCUAAGAGCAGCAGGGGAGGCCGCCGCUCACCUGCCAGUCCUCACCUGCGCCUGCAGGCUUCUCUCUGCUCCCCUGGCUCCUGUCUCCGUGUUUCCUUUGCCCACUCGUUUUCCUUGGCGACGGCCUGGCAUUGGCUUUUCCUGGAAGAAAGUCAGGCUUUCCAGACAGGUGAGCCAAGAUGCCGCCUCCCGGGGUCACACCUUCCCCCUCCAGACCACAGCAUCUGCUCUCCCCACCCUUUGCUUCCUCCACGCAAUCGUGGCUUCCCGCCACCCGAGCUCGUUCGCGUCCGCACUUAGGUCUUUUCCAUGGAGAACUGCAGGAAGCACCUCUGGGGCAGCCUCACCAGCACUUGGGCCGAGCCCCCUGCUCGCCUCGCCUGCGCGGGGCGUGGGGUGGUCGUGUUCCUCUCGAACCCCAAAAGCUGUGACGGGGGGCAGGCCCCCUCCCCCCACUUACCUAGAAAGCAUUACUGGUCCCCUCUGCGGCAUUCUCCCAAGCAAACCUUACGUAGUGUUCUUUUUGCGACGACCUAUUUAUUGAACCUAUUUAUAUUUAUUUAAUUUCUACUCUGAAGUGUAUCCGGUUACCAUUGCACUCGCUCAAAGCACCUCCGACUUAUUUUGGACAACACCCCCGACCCUGUCAAAACUGGAAAAGCACCGUGUCCUUCUGCAGGACGGUGCCUCGCAGCCACACGGCCUGUCGUCAUGUGGUCGGGGGAAUCAUUGGGUCGGGGGAAAAAAUGUUCAUUUUUAAGUGAUUUAAAAAAAAAUUCUGUGCCAUCGUGUCUUCUCUGUGGACGGUUAAUCGUUUAAUGGGGAUGUGUUGAUUGUGUGAUGCAAUCCUCUGUGGAACCUGAAAUCCUCUUUUUAGCUUUAUAUUUUAUAACCUGCCAGAUUGUACGAUUUUUAUGUGUAUUUUUAAAGCCCGAUGAUGUGAGGGUAAUGAAGUUAAAGGGCCUAUUUUUGUACCUCCUGUACAGUUUUGUAAUUGCGCUGGUGGAUGGUGGCAUCUUGCUGUUGAGCCAACUACAAAUAAAGGUAGUUUCAGGUUCGGAGCCCAGUUCAUCUUAAAG